Molecule: messenger RNA, 2226 nt
Organism: Coffea eugenioides
Lineage: Eukaryota; Viridiplantae; Streptophyta; Magnoliopsida; Gentianales; Rubiaceae
Exons: 1
Coding region: 1-2226 (741 amino acids)
Molecular function (GO): acyltransferase activity, transferring groups other than amino-acyl groups
Source: RefSeq, a predicted model, not a curated record
AUGAAUUUUCCUGUCAAGGUUCGGCCUGGAAUGAAGAGGGAAUAUGCUUUCCUGAUGAGGGAAAAAAAGCUUUUCCCUGUUGAUGAUGACAUAGGAGGGGAGAACGGGAACAGGAGAGUUACCAGGUCUCAGAAAGGUGGCGGUAAGAACUUUCAUGGCUGGAUUAAAUUCGAGGAUUCUGAAGAAAAAGAGGAUACAAAGAGUGAUGUGAUAGAUGUUAGUAUUGAUGAGGAUGAUGAGGUAACGAUAAUAUCACGGAAACCGAAGGAUAAGAGGAGAGCGAAAAGUGUGAAGGUGGAUUUCUUGGAUUAUGAUGAUGUUAAUGUUAAUUGCCAUAAUGGGGUUUCUUUUGAUCGAAAUUCGGCAAGUUUGAAGGAUCUUCUUGAGACGGGUUUGCUAGAGGGCUUACCUGUGCAUUAUGUUUGUGGAUCAAAGGGUGAAAAUAAGGCAGGGGAAGCAGGGCUCCGAGGAGAAAUUCGAGGGUGUGGGAUAAUUUGUUUCUGUGAUGCAUGUAAAGGGAGUCGAGUUUUGUCGCCUGAUCGGUUUGAGUUGCACGCAAGAAGUGGAAAGAAUUGUGCUGCUGAUAAUAUUUAUUUGCAGAACGGGAAAUCCCUUCGCGAUAUCUUGAAUGCUUGCAAGGAGGUUGCUUCUUCUGAUGACUCAUUAGCAGUUCGAGUCCAGAAAGCUAUUGCUUUUUCACAAGCAAAAGCUAAUAAUUUGUGUGAUUCUUUGAGGGAGUUUGAAGAUCAGACUACUCAGUCAACUGAUCACGUUGGUUCUAGGCCCUCAUUACCUGCCUCCAGCAAGAAGUCGUCCGGUAAAUGUCCUAGGAAAAAGGUUGAAGGAAAGCUGACCAAGAAAGAUCUUAGAUUGCACAAAGUGGUUUUUGAGUCGAAUUUGCUUGCUGAUGGAACUCCAUUAGGCUAUUAUUCGAAGGGCAAGAAAGUGCUUUCGGGCUAUAAAUCUGGUUCUGGGAUCUUCUGCUACUGUUGUAGUAAAGUAGUUAGCCCCUCAACGUUUGAGGCUCAUGCUGGUUAUGCUGCUCGACGCAAGCCUUACCACGAGAUAUAUACAUCAGAUGGAGUAUCCCUUCACGAGUGGGCUUUAGCAAUAAAAAGAAAUUUGCAUUCGUAUGUAAAUCAAAGUGAUGAUAUCUGUUCAGUUUGUGAAGGUGUGGGGGAGCUCUUGUGUUGUGAUUUGUGCCCCAGAGCUUUUCACCACGGGUGUGUUGAUCUUCCAAGCGUUCCUGAGGGCACUUGGUAUUGUAGAUGCUGUGUGAAUAUGCUUAAAAAUGAGAACUUUGUGGAGCACAAUGCAAAUGCUGUAGCUGCUGGAAGGGUUGCUGGAAUUGAUCCUGUGGAAGAAGUAAGAAAACGAUGUGUUCGCAUAAUUGGAGCUUCAGAAACUGAUGUUGGUGGAUGUGUCAUUUGCAGGGUUCAUGACUACAAUGAAUCUGAUUUUGGACCUCGUACAGUUAUUAUUUGUGAUCAGUGUGAAAAGGAGUAUCAUGUCGGGUGUUUGAAAGACCAUGGGAUGGAUGACUUACAAGAAUUGCCAAGUGGGAACUGGUUCUGCAGCAGAGUAUGCAGCAGCAUUUACUCUGCCCUUCAGCAGCUUGUAAGCAGCGGGGAACAAAAGCUUCCAGAUUCUCUGCUAAGCACAAUAAAAAGGAAGCAUGAAGAUGAUGCUGAUCUGAAUGUCUCAUGGAGACUUCUCCAGGGGAAAAUGGCUUCCGAAGAAAGUAGGAAAUGGUUGUCUGAUGCUGUUUCUGUUUUCCAUGAGCGUUUUGACCCCAUUGGCGAUCCAAGCAAAAGCAACACUGAUCUUAUACCUUCGUUGAUCUAUGGAAAAUCCAAUAGAGAUCAAGAUUAUGGAGGAAUGUUUUGCGCCGUCUUGACGGUAAACUCAAUAGUGGUGUCUGCUGGAAUUUUCCGAAUAUUUGGACAGGAUGUGGCUGAAAUUCCACUGGUUGCUACGACUAGUAGUUGUCAAGGCAAAGGAUAUUUCCAGUCAUUGUUCUGUUGCAUUGAAAACCUCCUGGCAUCUGUCAAUGUGACAGACCUGGUGCUCCCGGCUGCACAUGAAGCAGAAUCAAUGUGGAAGAAUAAGUUUGGAUUCCGAAAGAUAAGCCCUGAACGAUUGAAGCAAUACAGAAGAGAUCAUCAACUGAUGACAUUUUUGGGGACAUCUGUUCUACACAGGAGAGUAUCCAAGCUUGAAUUGUGA